AAGUGAUUGUUUCCUGUAUAAGAUGUUUUAGAAAGUCCAACCAUGAAUAAAAUUUUGGUUUUGAUUUUUGCACAAUUUGUUUUGGGAGAUUUUGAUAUUGACGACUCUGUUCUGUACAAAGUAAACUUUCCUGGCUUCAAAGAUGUUUCAGAAACAGGGGGAAAUGAUGCCGUUAAAGAAGAUAUAUUCUCUGAAGAAACAGAAACUUACACAAUGAUAACAAAAAAUAAGGAGAAGUAUGAGUGUCGGAUCCCUAGGGUAAAGAUAGGAUCUGGAGAUGGUGGAGAAGAAUACUCUGGACCCUCCCCCCUCGGCAUCAUGGAGAAGUUAUUCAUAGAGAUGUCCUGCACCUACAGGCUCGAGGCUUAUUGGACAUACGAGCUUUGUCACGGCAGAUUUCUCCGUCAGUAUCAUGAGGAACGUGAUGGAAAAGAUGUCAAAAUUCAAGAAUAUUUCCUCGGGAAAUUCUCUAAGGAACGUCUAGAUGAACUAGUAAAAGAAGCGGAGAGGGAUAAAGAGAAUGAUAUUACAAGACAUCCACCAACUAAGAAGAUAGAGUCCUUAAACCUUCCAUACUUCGAAAUAACAAUGGAGGAUGGAACCCUCUGUGAUCUGAAUAAUGCUCCUCGUAGAACCAGGGUUCUAUAUAUCUGCUAUCCAACAGGCAGAAAUGAGAUUUAUCAAUUGAAGGAAACUUCCACCUGUGAAUAUGAGGUCAUAAUUCUAACCUCUACUCUCUGCAGUCAUCCAUCCUUUAAACCUUCGGAGGUCAGCGAACACGGGAUCUCCUGUAGACCAGUCAACAAAGAAAGUGGGGACAAGCCGUCUGAUCUGAUAAGUAUGGAAGCACAGAGCUCUAAGUUACGGAGUGAGAAAAUGUGGGAAGCGCAUAUGCACGGGGGAGAUAAACCUGGACAGGUGAAGAUCGAGAUCCGACCUCUGGAUCCAACCUCAGGAACCUCGGAGAUAGAUUUAGAUUCCUUAGAGGAGGAUAUAUCCUCAAGCAAGAGUGCUAACUGGAGGGAGACAGUAAGGGAACCAAUUAAACCUUUAAUGGAUCCUGAAGUAGUUAAACAGUUUCUCAGGGGUGAAUACUGUCUGUAUGGUGGAUCAGGAUGGUGGAAGUAUGAGUUCUGUUACGGGAAGAAGGUUGAUCAAUACCAUCAGGGGGAGUCGGGAUCUAGAACCGUUAUAAAGCUGGGAGUAUUUGAAUUGGAGAAACAUUUAGAUUGGAUUCAAGAACAUCCAAAUAAGAAGCCUAAGAUGGGGGAUGCUAGGAAACAUGUCAGUCAUUUUUACAGUUCAGGAGAUAUCUGUGAUCUUACAGGGAACCCUCGUCAUAUAGAGGUAAAACUUAAAUGUAAGAAAGCUGAUUCUCCCUCAGCUGUAACCCUCUACCUUCUAGAACCUAAACCCUGUGAAUAUGUUCUAGGUGUUGAGAGUCCUCUUGUCUGUGAUAUCCUACCUCUAGCAGAUCCUGAAACUGGUCUUAUACCCCAGGGAGCUCUUGAUAGAUUAGAUAACCGUGAUGAUAGCUCUUUUGCUGACAGUUUACGUGAUGGUGACCAAGCGAACGAUGAAGUAGAAGAUGACGAAGGACAUGUUCUGACUAAAGAAGAACGGAAAAGAUUGGCUGAUCUAAAACAAAGAAUUCGACAGAAGCAGUCGGCUCACAAACUUGAAGAAAAGGGGAAUACCCCUAAGAGCUCAUCCAGCUUCUCCUCCUCCCAAAGUUCAUCUGUGUCUGAGAAAACUGAAACCAAGGGAGGUAAAUCAACGACAGUGCGUGAAGAGAUUAUGAUCAUAAACGGUGUGAAAACGACUAUACGUGAGGUUCUAGUUGAUGGUGUCGUUGAUUCUAGUGAGAUAGUUGAGGAAGAAGUUGUCCAUUUUGUACCAGAAGAGGAUAAAAUGAAACCAGUAGAAGAAGAAUCACCAAGCACCUCACACGAAGAUAAAUCGUCGAAAGACGAACUUUAAGCACCAACAUUGCAUUUAAUUAUUACAUUUAAAGAUAAUAUAAUUGUUUACGAAAAACAUAAUUACAGAACACAACAUUAUAUUCAUAAUGUUUAAAAAAUGGAUGUUUUGAGCAGUAGUUCCCUCAAUUGUUAUUUUUACAGUUUCAAAAUGGUUUUAGUUGAUAUUUACACUAAACAAAACAGUUAGUUGUUUGACUUGAAACCCUGUGAUAUUUAGAACUGUUAAGUGUUUAUCGAUCUUGCACUGCGAAAAUGUAAAGUUUCAUUUCUUUUAUAAUUUGUAAAAAAAAAACAAGACACACAUUUUUGCUUAAAUCUCUUUCAAAUCAAUGUUAUUAAUGCACAGUACAUUAUCCUUAUCGUUUAUCGUAUAUGUACAUGUAUUUUUUUUGGUUUGGUUGCACAGUGUACACAAAUAUUGAAAACAACGAAUUUAUCAAAUACCAGUACAGUGCUGUAAGUACAGUACAGUACAGUACAGUACAGUACAGUACAGUACAGUACAGUACAGUACAGACUAAUCUACUAAAUUUACAUAAAUUAUAUCUUAUCAAUAAAUAAUGUUGAAUAUCAAAAAGUUGUGAUGAAUAUCUGAUGUUUUAAUUUUAUAUUUUCACUUUUCAGA
Messenger RNA from Eurytemora carolleeae, 2607 nucleotides. Its product is annotated as endoplasmic reticulum lectin 1. NCBI's taxonomy places the organism in Eukaryota, Metazoa, Arthropoda, Copepoda, Calanoida, Temoridae. The coding region runs from base 43 to 1980 and encodes 645 amino acids. The transcript has 19 exons. Gene Ontology annotation, biological process: endoplasmic reticulum unfolded protein response; retrograde protein transport, ER to cytosol. Gene Ontology annotation, cellular component: endoplasmic reticulum lumen. The record is from RefSeq and is a predicted model, not a curated record.